AUGGCUUCUCGUACUCUUGCCGUUGCCCUUGCGGCAUGCGCUGCUGGUGCUCUUGCCCAGACUCCGCUCUACCAAAAGCGCUUUGAGUGGAACAACCUCCCUUACAAGGUCGAUACCGAUACCGGCGAGCGUGGUACCCAGUACGGUUACAACCUUUGCAACUCGACCACCGAGAACCAGCACUCUCUCUGCCAGACUGCCGUUGUCAACUCGAUUGAUGAUUUCUGCUUGUGGGGACCUCCUGAGCCCAACAGCGUUGUUGGAAACACUGAGGGAGAGGCUGUUGCUUAUUGCACGAAGCCCGGCCGCGGUACUCGACUUAUUCCACAGGGUGCUUUGACGGGUGUUCAGUUCAUGAAGACUCCCGACUACGUUCAAGUUGUUGGGUUCAUCGAGCAACAACACAUCAACAUGCAGGAAGAUGACUACGGAGGAGAGAUGGACCCUCACGGUGCUGACCAGCGUGGCAACCCUCUCGGUGGCCUCGUCUUUUCGAAUGCCUUUGGAACCGACAAGAGCCAGUACACUCAAGUUGUCGAGUGGCACAACUUUAUGGGUGGAAAGGUCUUCUGUAUGAAGGCUUGUGACCCCGCAGGCCCUAAUGCUGCUCACUACUGCGAGCACAUCUUCGACCGUAUUGGUUGUCAGUAUAAUGCGCCUGCGGCCUAUGCUCGUGGUGUAUUCGAGUCUUGCGAAGGUGAAAGCCAAGACUUCCCAGGUAUCUACACCGAUGCCAAUGGUGCCGUUCAGACCUACACUCAGCCCCCUGAGUCCCUCGGUGCUAUUACCACCGUCCCAUACACUCCUCGUAUCCCUAAGUCUUCCAACUGCGUUACUGCCACCAGCUCGGUUAUCUACACUGGUCUCCCUACCGGUACUGCUGCUUCUUCUUCUACGCAACCAGUGCUACUGCCUGCUGCGGGUUCCACCACUCGCUCAGGCUCGUCUACAUCUUCCUCCACGGCCGCCCCCUCUGCCAAUUCGGCCGCUUCUACUCGCGUCUUCGACUUUGCGGGUGUAGCAGUUGCAGGUGCCAUGACUUUCGCUGGUGCUUUGAUGGGCGUUGCUCUUCUUUAG
Rhizoctonia solani is the source of this 1077-nucleotide messenger RNA. RefSeq lists its product as uncharacterized. Lineage: Eukaryota; Fungi; Basidiomycota; Agaricomycetes; Cantharellales; Ceratobasidiaceae. The record is from RefSeq and is a predicted model, not a curated record. The transcript has 4 exons. Bases 1 to 1077 code for a protein of 358 amino acids.